Ectocarpus siliculosus is the source of this 12693-nucleotide messenger RNA. The record is from the annotation of a GenBank genome assembly. NCBI's taxonomy places the organism in Eukaryota, Phaeophyceae, Ectocarpales, Ectocarpaceae.
AUGAGCCAGAAACUCACGUGGGCUCCGAUCAGGGAAGCCAGCGGCCGUCAACGCGAUAGGCCGGCUGGUAGAUCAGGCCAUACCAUCACUGCCAUGGGUCCGAAUGUGUACAUGUUUGGCGGGCUUGUGGAAGAUGCAUCGCCUGCUGGACCGACAGAUGAGAUGUGGCUGCUGACGAUGAGCUCAACCGAUGCCGAGUGGCACUCCUGCUCAAAGAAGACGGGCGUUCGUCGUUCUGUCUUCUAUGUCAUCAUCUCCAGGAUACUUGUGGUUGGUGGGUUCCAGUCCUCCAGCGCACGGCUAAGUGAUGUAUGGUUGUACAGCGUCGUCUCUCGACAGUGGGAAGAAAAAGCAACCCCUCCCGUACAAAAGGCGACCGCAUUCUCGUCUAGGGGGGGGCAUUCCGCUUGUUUUAUGGGCUCCCACCUUUGGGUCUAUGGGGGAUACGGUGGAACACUGUACAGCCGCAAGGACUUGGAAGACGUUUGCACGCUUAAUCUUGAAACGUGGACGUGGACGAAGGUAUCGCCAAAAGGUCGUGGGCCUGGCCGGCGAUCGGAGCACAGUGCAGCCGCCGUGGAUGGUACCAUGUUUGUAAUCGGCGGCCGUUCCACAACAACCGAGUUCAAGGAUAUGUAUGCGCUCGACACCGAAGCAGACCCGCCUGUGUGGGUGGAGGUGGAGCAGGGAGGAAUGGAUGUACCGCGUUGGUCGCACGCAAUGUAUGCGGUACAAUCUGUACCAAACUGGAAGAUUUUUGUGUUUGGUGGCGUCGGGGGUGAAAUCACGGACACGAACCGCCAGGGUACCUUCAUGAAUGAUGUGUCAAUAUUCGACACGGGUACGGAGCGCUGGAUUUUCCCGGACAUCCAGGGAGAUCCACCGCUGCCAAGAGGCGACAUGCAGCUCGAGUACUACCAACAGGGAGGAAAACUGAUCUUGUACGGCGGGUGGGCAAACCGGUGGUUCAGCGAUGGCUUUACUCUCGACGUGGGUUCAAUCGUCGGGCCACCAUACGCUGUCAUGGAUAUUAUUCCCGACAACGGCCCAAUCACGGGUGAAACCUUGCUAGAUAUCCACGGCAUCGACUUCAUCAACACGGAAGAUGUAAAGAUCCGCUUCUCGUAUCGCAAGCUCUUCAUCGACGUGAGAGGGACAUUCGUCAGCCAGACACGUCUCACCUGUUCGACCCCGAACUUCACGAACACCGGUAUACCUCCCGGCACGGUGGAUGUUCGAGUAUGUCUUGCGGGUGAGAGUUUCACCACCACCAAGGCAAAGUUUACGUUCUUCCCCGUUACGGACGCCAACUUCAGCUUUAUGUAUGGACCAAGCCUCCUCGAGGAAGGCGUGCCCGGGCGUGAAACCAUGUUCAUUAUUCAGGCGCGAGAUGGGAGCAACCACGACCGUCAGUUCGGAGGCGACCAGUUUGACGUCAACAUAUUCUUCCUCAUGGACGAAAACUACGAUGAAGACGAGACGGGCUGGAGUGCACAGGAAGAUGACAACCGGAGCGCUACUGGACGAGACGAGCAUCAAAGAUCGAGAAUCACGGUCCGACGAAACGAAGACUGCAAAGACGGCACGUACGUCAUCAGCUGGGUGCCGCCUGCUCCGGGCGAGUACGAAAUAUCUGUCGACUUUCAGGGGACGUUCGGCGGAGUGGCAGGGCCGGUGAGGGGGUCUCCUGUUGCAGCCAGAUUCCAGAAGGGCCAACCGGCGGAGAACAACACCAUGUCGGGACCAGCCAUGAUUAAGGAAACAACGGCGGACAUAAAGUCGCUCUUACAGUUCGCAACGAAGGCAAAAGAGGGGAUCAAGCGGAAAAUCGCCACGGGGACGGAUAACAGUGAGGUCUUCAAGGUCGUCGUUUCUGUCCAACGCCAACUUAUUCUCUUCCACGAAAGAAAAGAAGGAAUGCAGUUACUCAUGGACAGGAGCCUUGCGGUGUUGGCGCAUCUACGGAAGGAAGAGAUACAGGUGUCGGAGAUUGAGGUACAAGCGAGCCGGGCGUCAUCUUUGAUGGCUGACCUCAAGCAGAUCGUGCCUGAUGUGGAAUUAGCACUGGGCCCUCUUCUCAAGGCACAAGCCCCCAAGCUCAAGACCGACGUGCUGGAAAUGGAAAGCGUUUUGAAGGCAAGAUGCGACGCGGUCAGCGUUGGCGAGUACACGUUAUGGGCUACUGGACCUGAGACCGCCUUGGACAUGUUGCGGGCUGCUGACGAGGCCUUCGAGACUGAGAGAGAAAAGGCGAAGGAGGUCGAUGCACUGGCACAGAUCUUUCGGGUAUCCGACGACUUGGUCAAAUCGCGUCUGCUCAUCUCACAGGCCGGGGAGCUAUUUGAGUCGUUCACACUCCUAUGGCAAGAAGCUCGCACGUGCAUCGACACGAUUAAAUUCUCCGAGGCGAUCGUGUGGAACGAUCUUAUUCCGGAAGGGUUCGAGGACACUGCAUUGGCACUGAUGUCGAAGGUCAAGAAACUCCCGAAGAGGCUGCACGACACCGACGCGUAUCAGGGUCUGCUGGCACACGUGAAAAAUUUCAUGUCCGUGUGUCCUCUGGUCGGAAGCUUGAAGCGGUCCAAGUUAUCUCGCCGUCAUUGGGAAGAGCUCAUCAGUGCAAGCAAGGCGGAGGUUCCUGGGUUCUCUGUCCACGACGUGGAAGAACGUCUUCGCCUGGAGGAUUUGAUGAGUCUCGAUCUGGUCUCGAUGGCUGCCGAGGUAGAAUCAAUCGCAGAGAAAGCCACCAAGGAGGCCCACCAGGAGACCUCUCUUAUGGUACUUCAGUCAACCUGGGAUCGCAUUGAGUUCUCAGCAACGACUACCACUGAAACAGACACUCCUCUGAUCAGCAUGACCGAGGAAGAUCUCGAGACGCUGGAAUCGGACAUGUUGAUUUCUCAAUCGAUGGUGGCAUCCCGUUACACCUACUUCAAGAAGGAAAGUCUGGAAUGGCAGCGCUCGCUCUCUUUCGUCAGCGACGUGAUGACCAUGCUCAACGGCAUUCAGCAAAUGUGGAGGUACCUGGAGCCAUUGUUUAUCCAUUCCGACGAGGUCAAGAAAGAACUGCCACUGGACACCAAACGAUUCGAAAAGAUCGAUGGAGAAGUGAAGGCAACGCUCAUGGAGCUAUGGAAAGUCAAGAAGGUGAAGGCUGCCUGUAAUAAACCGGGCCUCGUCCCGAAACUUGAGAUCGUUGUUGUGGAGCUUGAAAAGUGCAAGAAGUCCCUCAGCGAGUACCUCAGCGGGAAGAAGCGGCUAUUCCCUCGAUUCCACUUCACGAGCGAGGCAGACCUACUGGACAUUCUCUCUAACGGAAACCAGCCCAGCAAAAUCAUGCGGCACGUCAACAAACUCAUGCUCUCAACAAGAACCCUUGUGCUCGAGAGCGUUCCCGGCAACGUUAGCGAUCGCCCGCGCGCUAUUCGCUUUGAGGCGGGGGUUGGAGACGAGAUUAUUGACUUCGAGCCCGCCGUUCUCCUGGAGGGCAAGGUUGAAAAUUAUCUCCAAGCAGUAUUGAACUGCCAGCGGAAGACUUUGGGAAAUACCCUCAAGCGGUCGCUCAAUCGCUACCCAAAUCAGGCGCGGGUGGAAUGGCUCAUGGAUGCUGAUCCACCCGGUUCAGUCAGCAAGACCGACCCUGCACAGAUUGCUCUUCUCGUGGCCGGCAUCAACUACGUCUUUGAAGUGGAAGCUACGUUGGACCGGGUCCAAACGGGAGACAACUCCGCUCUAACCGGAUAUCAUGACCUUCAAGUGAAUCAGCUCAACCAGCUCAUCGAAUUGACGAGAUCAGAAUUGAAGCGGGACGACCGGCAACGCAUCAUGAGCCUCAUCACCGUGGAUGCUCAUGCUCGCGACAUUGUGCUCAUGUUGAUUCGAGAGAAUGUCACCGACAAGGAUGACUUUCAAUGGGCUUCUCAGCUUAAGCAGCGCUACAAGGGAGAGUCAGGCCACCCAAGGGACUCCAAACUCCCUUUGGCGACGAUCGACAUACUAGAUGCCUCGUUUGAGUACGGCUUCGAGUUUCUCGGGAACGGGCCUCGUCUCGUGAUCACACCCUUGACAGAUAGAAUUUACGUAACGGCCACGCAGGCGCUACACCUGAAGAUGGGAUGUGCCCCUGCUGGCCCGGCUGGCACGGGUAAAACAGAAACGACGAAGGACCUUGCCGCUGGUCUCGGAAAUUGUUGCUAUGUGUUCAACUGCUCGCCUGAGAUGGACUAUCAGAGUCUCGGCGAUAUUUUCAAAGGCUUGGCAUCCUCCGGGGCCUGGGGAUGCUUCGACGAAUUCAAUCGUCUUGUACCGGAGGUGCUCUCCGUAUGUUCCUUGCAAUUCAAGGCGGUCACCGACGGCUUGAAGGCGCACGCAGUGGCUUGCGCCGACGGAAACAGGGACGAUCACUCACCACCUUCUAUCGUGAUCGAAGACGAUCGUGUUAGCUUGGACCCUGGUUGUGGGGUUUUCAUUACAAUGAACCCGGGCUAUCUCGGGCGUUCGGAACUACCGGAGGGGCUCAAGGUGUUGUUCCGACCUAUCACGGUCAUGGUUCCUGACCUGGUUCUCAUCUGCGAAAACAUGCUGAUGGCGGAAGGGUUCGUGCAAGCGAAGACACUUGCCUCCAAGUUCCAUGGCCUUUACUCGCUUCUGCAGGAGUUACUCAGCAAGCAGGAUCACUAUGAUUGGGGGAUGCGAGCAGUAAAGUCGGUGCUGGUGGUUGCAGGGAAACUCAAGCGCGCGGAGCCAGACCUCCCAGAAGACUCACUCCUCAUGCGGGCCCUACGAGACUUCAAUACGCCCAAAAUUGUUCAUAGUGACGAGGCUGUGUUCUUCGGUCUCCUCAACGAUCUGUUCCCGUCUAUUAACCCUCCGAGACUAGUCAACGACAGUCUCAACGCGUGCGUUCGAGAAGUGUGUGAAGACAUGAACUUGUGGCCCGACGAAGCGUUCGUCCUCAAAAUAUCGCAACUGGACGAACUCUUGGCAAUUCGACACUGCAACUUCGUCGUGGGCCAAGCUGGUGCUGGUAAAAGCAGCUGCUGGAAGGUGCUUAAGGAAGCCCGAAGCCGUAUGGACCCCAGCAACAAGGUCAAGGACGUUGAUAUUAACCCCAAGACCAUGCCCACGGAAGAACUCUACGGCCAUAUUUCCUUGGCUACAAGAGAAUGGAAGGAUGGGGUGCUGAGCACAGUUAUGAGAGACCUCGGAGCCAUUCCCAACGAGGCACCGAAGUGGAUAGUGCUCGACGGGGAUCUCGACGCGAAUUGGAUCGAAAGCAUGAAUUCCGUGAUGGACGACAACAAGGUGCUUACUCUGGCCUCCAACGAACGUAUCCCACUUCGAGCCAACAUGCGGAUGAUUUUCGAAAUCCGGGACCUCAAAUAUGCCACACCGGCGACCGUGAGCCGCGCCGGGAUUUUGUACAUUUCAACAGUCGAGGGGCAACAGUGGCACUCUCUCAUCGCGAGCUGGGUAACUGGUUCGGGUUACAGCGAAGAAGUCAAGUCUCAGUUGUCUGGGUUAUUUGAGUUGUACGUCCCAAGAGCGGUGCAGCUUCUGUCCACCCAACUGAAGACCAGCGUGGAGUGCGAGUCUACAACCGCUGUUUCAGCCCUGUUGCAGCUUCUGGAGGGAUUUCUCAAGAACAGCAUGCUAUCCGAUGGAUCUAUGGUGGAGCAUUCCUUUGUUUUCUGCACAAUCUGGGCCUUUGGUUCGACUCUGGGGGUCGGAGAUGAUGGAGUCGACUACCGCAAGACGUUUUCUGACUGGUGGCGACGGGAAUUCAAUAAAGCGGUCAAAUUACCAUCCCGAGAUACAAUCUUCGACUACUUCUUGUCUGUUGAGAACGGCGAGUGUCGCUUUGAGCCGUGGACGAAACACAAGAUUUUCAAAGUAAUCGACUUCAACUCGAGCAAGAUGAAGAUGAACGAGGUAACGGUACCAACAGCAGAGACCGCUUCGGCGACGUUUUGGAUGGAGCAACGUAUGGCCAUGGGCAAGGCAGUGAUGCUCGUUGGUCCUGCAGGAACCGGAAAGACCCAGCUGGUCAUGGGCGCCCUGAGAAGCUUGAUGGGAAAACCUGGAGCGGAUUACAUGAUGGCUAAGAUCAACAUGAACUUUUACACAAGUGCUUCUGUUUUGCAGUCUAGUAUGACAGCCAGUCUACAGAAAAAGUCCGGGAGCAACUACGGACCUCCAGGAUCAUCGAAGAUGUUUUUUUUCGUGGACGAUUUGAACCUGCCAGCUCUCGACGCGUACAAUACUCAAUCGGCUAUUGCUCUCAUCCGGCAGCACAUUGACUACGGACACUGGUACGCAGCAUCCAAGCUUGUUGUGCAAAACAUCAGUGAUUGCCAGUACGUGGCCGCAAUGAAUCCAACAGCAGGUAGCUUCCAGAUCAACCCUCGCCUGCAACGGCACUUCUUGGUGUUUGCCAUUGGCAUGCCAAGCCCGACCUCCCUCCUGGCUAUUUUCGAGACCUUUUUGGAAGGACAUCUCCGGCAAGAGAAGCAAGGCAAACGGUUCCAAGUCGGUGUCGUGCAAGUUUGCGCCAGCCUGAUUAAGGGUGCUCUGAGUGUUCACAAGGAGGUUAGCGAUAAUUUCCGCAAAACAGCGGCGAACUUCCACUACGAAUUCAACAUGCGACAUCUCACCAAUGUGUUCGAGGGUCUACUCAAGGCACACCCCAAGAACUUCGUGCAUGGCGAGCAGCUGGUUCACCUUUGGCUACACGAAAGUGAACGUGUGUAUGGAGACCGGUUGGUGUGCCGACGAGACAUUGACAAGUUCCGGAGCAUCAUGUCCUCUCAGGCUAAAAAGGCUUUCCCGCAGUACAACUGCACACGUUUCUUCAUGGAACCAUCCACAAUGAGUAACGCAGGCGGAUCUGGACAGCCGCUCAUUUUUAACUUUUCAGCCGAGGGAGAGUAUUCAGAAACGCUGGACGCCGCCCUGGCGGAGUACAAUGCAGCGAACGCUGUGAUGGAUUUGGUUCUUUUCGAUGAGGCAUGCCUGCACGUCGCUCGCGUGAGCCGCGUCUUACAACAAGCUGGCGGACAUGCCAUGUUGAUCGGUGUCGGAGGAAGCGGUAAACAAUCUCUGGCCAAGUUGGCCGUUUACAUGGCGGAGCUCGCCCCUAUGACCGUGGUCAUAAGCAAGAGCUACAGCCUCAACGACUUCAAGGCCGACCUGCAGGCCAUGUUCACGAAAGCAGGAGUGAAAGGGCAAGGAGUUGGCUUCCUCUUCACGGAUAACCAAAUUGUUCAGGAGCGUUUCUUGGUAUAUCUGAAUGAUUUGCUCAGUUCCGGGCACGUUCCUGAUCUUUAUACGAAGGACGAACAACUUGCAAUUUCAGAGAGCUUGGUCGAAGUGGUCAAGGCUAAAGGGGUCGCCCCUGAACCUUCUGCGUGCUGGGACCACUUCAUCCAACAAAUCAGAGAAAAUCUGCAUGUCAUCUUGUGCUUCUCUCCAAUGGCUCCAGAGUUCCGGAACCGGGCCCGCAAGUUCCCUGCGCUUGUGUCUUGCACAGUUAUUGACUGGUUCCAGCCGUGGCCCAAGGAAGCCCUAGCGAGUGUGGGCACGCGAUUCCUGGCAAAGAGUAUCUAUCUCGAUGGAGACGGCGUACGGGCUGGAGUCGAACAGUUUAUGAUUCACAGCUUCGAGGGAGUCAACACCAUGUGUACAAAGUUCUUGGCAGCCGAGGCUCGGCAUGUGUACACCACACCCAAGUCCUACCUGGAAUUGUUGAAGCUGUUCACUUCCCUUCUAGACAGAAAGCACAUCGAGGCAGAUGCCGCUAUUCAACGUCUGGAAGGAGGCGUGUUGAAACUAGCGGAAUCAGCAGAGGCCGUGGCAAAUCUUGAAGAAAAUCUCAAGGUGAUGCUUGCUUCCGCAGAGGAGAAACGCGCCCAGGCGGACAAGAUGGCCGACCAGGUGCGGAUGGAACGGGAAGGGGUUGGGCGAGAGACAGAAAAUGCCAACAUCGAGGCAGACAAGGUGGCCAUCAUUCAGAACGAGGUAUCACGGAAGCAGGCGGAUGCCGAAAACGACCUCGCCAAGGCAGAACCUGCAGUGCUCGCGGCCAUGAGUGCUUUGGAUACAUUGGAUAAAUCCCAGCUAGGACAGUGCAAGACUAUGAGUGUUCCUCCUCCUGGCGUGGUGGACAUUUUCAUCGCAUGCAUGGUGCUACUGGCGACCCUCAGCGACAACGUAGUGGUGAGCAAGCAGACCGGCAAGGUCCGAGAUAAGGAUCGCACGUGGGACAGCGUGAAAAAGUCGCUGCUGGGAAAUAUCAACGGCUUCCUGGAAGAGCUGAAGGAGUUCAAAGGAGCCGUGGACGACGGAUCGGUGCCAGAAAUCAAUAUCCGCGAAGUUAGGCCCUUCCUUGACCUGGAGCACUUUAGAGUGGAAGUCAUCGAGAAACGAAACUCUGCGGCUGCAGGUCUUUGCUCCUGGGUGCUCAACAUCGUCCAGUACUAUGACAUAGUGCGGACAGUGGAGCCUAAGCGACGAGCCCUUCAGGAAGCGAACGACCAGCUUGAAUCCGCAAAUAACGAGCUCGGGGAGGUGAGAGCACGCUUAUCGCAGCUGGAAGCAACACUUGCGAUCUUGAACGCCGAGUAUGAGAGGGCAGAGGGCGAAAAGCAAGAGGCGCAAGCCACGUAUGAGCGGGGAAAGACCAAGAUAGAGCUGGCGAGGCGCCUCGUGUCCAGCCUGGGAGGAGAGACGGAGCGCUGGGCAACAGGAGUGAAAACGUUGAGGGAGGAGAAGGAAAAUCUUGUCGGUGAUGUUCUUGUCGCAAGCGCAUUCCUCAGCUAUGUCGGUCCCUUCACCAAACCUUUCCGGGAGCAGUUGGUGAAAGAGCAGUGGCUCCCGGUCAUGGCAAAAUCCGUAAACAACGGUCCGAUGCCCAUGAGCGCUGCAGCUGACCCUUUACGUGUUUUGACGAACGAAGCCGAGAUCGCCAAGUGGAACUCCCAAGGACUACCCGCUGAUCCUGUGUCGUCAGAAAAUGGAGCAAUCGUGGACAACUGUGCGCGUUGGCCUCUCAUAAUUGAUCCACAGCUUCAGGGCAUCACCUGGUUAAAGCUGAAGGAGGCAUCCCAGAACCUUCAAAUCCUGCGCCUUGGCCAGAACGACUUACUUCGUAGGCUUCAAGAGGCGAUGGAACGAGGGUUUUCGGUGAUCAUUGAAAACAUGGGCGAGUCCAUUGACCCCAUUGUUCUGCCAGUUGUCACUAGGGCUUUCACCCGGAGAGGCAACCGCAGUGUCAUUCUGCUGGGUGAUGAUGAGGUUGAGCAGCACCCCGACUUUAGGAUGUUCCUGCACACCAAGCUCUCGAAUCCACACUACCCCCCAGAAGUCCAGGCGGAGACAACAGUUGUGAACUUCAUGGUCACCCCGACGGGGCUAGAGGAUCAGCUUUUGGCCGUCGUGAUCAAGACAGAGAGGCCAGACUUGGCUGCACACAGGACAGCUCUCCUCCACCAGCAAAACCAGUUCAAGAUACGCAUACGAGAGCUAGAGGAUGAUAUCCUUCUGCGCUUGACCGAGUCUUCUGGCGAUGUCACGGAAGAUCGAGCCCUUGUGGAAGGACUGGAAGAGUCGAAGAAACUGAGCAAAGGAAUUACCCAAAAGUUGGCUGAGAUGAAGGUGGCAACCGAGAAGAUCAUUUUCCUAUCCGAGGAAUACAGGGACGUCGCGAGGAGAGGCAGCCUGCUCUACUUUGUUAUCACUGAUCUUCACAAGAUGAACUCUCUCUACGUGUACAGCCUGAACGCCUUCGUGGCGAUCUUCCAGUGUGGAAUAGACCUGGUGAACGAGGAAGCUCGCGGGAAGAAGCAAGGAUCGGUGAACAACGACGGGUCGGCACCCCGAAAGAAACGACAAUCGCGGGUGCAAUCUUUCGGGUGGAACCAGGACUUGAUGCGGCAAUCGAUCGAAUUGAGUGAAGACCAAGCGCGGAAAAGCGUCGGGGGCGUCGGCAACUUCCUGCGCAUGGAAGAAAAUGACGAAAGCCCUGUUGCGCGAGACACGCUCUUGGCCAAGAUUCCUCGACUGCAAGCGCGCAUCACACUCGUGGUAUUCAACUACGUGCGACGCGGGCUGGUGGAGAAGGACAAACUCAUUGUGGCCAGCUUAAUUGCUCUUAGAAUACUGAGACAUGGAGACAGCGGUGGGCGGAGUGCAACAGAAGCUUUCAUUUCACCCCAACCAAGCGGAGACUCGGUUGUAUAUCCACAAGAGGCACGCAGAAUACUACCGGAACACACGUGGAGGUGCUUCAUGGGUUUGGAGCGCCUCGGAGAGGAAAAUGCCGUGUUCCAAGAAAUUGCUGCCAAAUUCGUUAUGUUCGCCGAGGAAUGGGUAGAUUGGUACGAGAGCCCUUGCCCAGAAGAAGAUCCGUUGCCGGGAGACUUCGCCACAGCCGGAGAGAUUCAGACUCUGUGCAUCCUUCGGGUGCUGCGGCCUGAUAGAAUAACGUUCGCCCUUCGCAAAUUCGUCUCAAAAGUCUUGGGCGAAAAUUUUGUCGCUCAGCCUCCGUUUUCCAUGCGGAGUGUGUACGAAGAUAGCUCGGCGUCUACGCCAAUCUUGUUUCUCCUAUUUCCUGGCAUGGAUCCUGCAGCGUGGGUUGAAGGUCUAGGGCGAGAGAUGAAUAUCAGCACGACCAACGAGAUGCUGUCCAAUACCUCAAUGGGUCAGGGCCAAGAGUCUAAGGCGGAGCGCACGAUAAAGAAGUUCGGGCAAAAGGGUGGGUGGGUCAUGCUGCAAAACGUUCACCUCAUGCAGUCGUGGCUACCCACAUUGGUCUUGACGCUCGAGGGGAUUAGUGGCAAGGUCAACGAGACGUUCCGGUGCUUCCUCUCAGCAGAGCCCCCUCCACUACCCACGAUGCAAAAUAUGCCAGAAGCUCUCCUCCAGUCUUGCCUGAAGGUAGCCAACGAGGCACCUGCAGAUCUACGGUCAAACCUGCAGCGAUCUUGGGCAAUGUUCGAUCAGGAGAAGCUUGAUUCAUGUACGGCAGCGAAAGAGUUUAGAGCUUGUCUCUUCGGGCUCUGCUUCUUCCACUCACUUGUUUUGGGUCGUCGACGCUUCGGGCAGCUGGGUUGGUCGCGGUCCUACGGGUUUGCAGCAGGGGAUCUCAACAUUUGCGCCAACAUCCUCCACAGCUACUGGGAAGCAGCCGUUUCCGCGGACGGACGCGGUGCACCUUGGCAGGAGUUGCGCUACAUCUUCGGGGAGAUCAUGUACGGGGGUCACAUCACUGACUUCUUCGAUCGUCGAGUAACGACAUCCUACCUGGAGGAAAUAUUUGAUCAAGGGAUUUUCGAGGGGAAACCGCUAGCACCUGGAUUCGCUGCCCCCGAGCCAGAGGGCAUGGAUCACCACCUCUAUAGCGUGCAUAUCAAGAAUUCCCUGCCGGAAGAGACGCCGGGCAUGUUCGGGAUGCCAGCGAACGCAGAAACUGGAUACCUGACCAACGCUGCGGAUGAGAUAUUUGCUGCGUUCUUGAGGUUGGAGACUGUGGGUGCCGGUAGCACUGCAAGCAGACAGCACGAGGAAGAUGAUUCAAGCGCAGCUUCCACAGCAACUGGAGGUACGGUAGUACCCAGUUUCACAACGGCAGACUCUAUUCGACAGCGUCUCCUACCUUCCCUGCCAACAAGUUUCGACGUGAACGCCAUCGAAGCACAGGCGAGAAGUCUCCUCGACACGGACCAGGGUCCCUACGUGGUGGUAGCAGUUCAAGAGUGCAGUCGAAUGAAUGUUCUCCUGUUCGAACUGAAGCGUUCUCUUCUAGAGCUUGUGAAAGGAAUGGACGGUCAGCUUAACAUGACUCAAGCGAUGGAAGAUCUGCAAACAGCCCUUGCCAAAAAUGAGGUGCCAGGGCGUGACCUGUAUAGCACUUGCUCGUGGGAACGACACGCGUGGCCAUCGCGAAAAACUCUGUCGUCGUGGCUGGCGGAUCUAGUGGAACGGGUAGGGCUUCUUCGGCGGUGGACAGCAAAGUUGUCAACACUUCCGAACCCGUUGUGGCUCCCUGGACUUUUUAACCCAACGGCAUUUCUAACAGCCUUAAAGCAAGUAACUUCUCGCAAGCUCGGCUUGCCCCUCGACAAAAUAACUGUGGAGACCCGGGUGACAUGCAUGGAAACAUCCGAGGAAACCGCGGCAGUCGGAGCCUUGCCACCUCAGGGUGCAUUGGUUAACGGAUUCUUCAUUGAAGGUGCCAGGUGGAAUCGCUGCGGCCAGGCAGACGAAGACGAGGAGGAAAUGGAGGACAUUUCAGCACGGCUCAGGCUAAUAGCAGAGAGGAGAGCGGCUGAGGAAACUGUGGAGGAAAUAGUGCGGUCGGAAGGCCAUCUAGCCGACUCGCGCCCCAAGGACCUGAUGUCGUGGCUACCUAUUGUCUACGUGAAGGCCGUGCCAGUAGUGGAUGCAUGGACGCCGACUUCGGUGGGGUACAUGCGCGGAGAAAGGGGCCUGUAUGACUGCCCUGUAUAUCUCACGUCCAACCGUGGGCCACACUACGUUUUCUUGGCGGGCCUCCGUACAGUUGACCCCGCUCGAAAGUGGGUGGUGGCCGGCGUUGCCCUAGUGAUGCAGUCGGAUAUGUAGAGAAAAGGCAUUGUAGAUCGAUUAACCAGUGUUGCGAAAAUAACUGUUAAUUUAAUUCACUGAUGACUUGUCAGU